AUGCAUUCCUCUCUGGCUAGAGUUGCAGGUCUUGUUCUUCUCGGAUUUGGCAGCUUCUUGCUAGGCGUCGAAGGCGCACCACCCAGGGUCCUACCAGCUCGUGCUAGAGCCAAAACAUACACCCCAGUAGCAGUACCGAAUCCCUUCGACAGCACCCAUGGGUACAAAAACUCCAAACAAUGGAUACCGGACAGGAAAUAUGGCAAUGUUUACAAAAUUACGACGCCGCAUUACACCGGAACUCUGGACCUGAUUGCAAUCAACCCGAAAGACAAGUCGAUCACAGUUAAAGAUGCAAACAAUGACGACGACAAGACACCCGCAGCUGAAAAACUGUCACUCGCGGCGAUUAUGAUGGGCCUAUUUGUUGAAGAGGGCAAGAUGAAGCCUAAGGAUUUAAGCAUCGUCCGCUUUGGUGAAACGGUGGUUGAACCGACUACGAUAAAGGCCAUCAACGAGGUGUACACGAGCUUGGGGAAGGUCAAAGGAGAUGAUACAACGAUCACUAUCACCUCAACAGCAACAGAUGCCAAAGAAAAAGAGGCAUUCACUGAGCUGCUUGACCACACAAAGUUUGGCUCAAAUGUUCAGAAACUCAACGGCCUUUACAGUACAGGCAAGACAGUCGAGUCUUUUACUUUGUCUGGAGAAGGGCCUCAGCUAGAGUUUCAUCUGGGUUAA
Molecule: messenger RNA, 681 nt
Organism: Cryphonectria parasitica EP155
Lineage: Eukaryota; Fungi; Ascomycota; Sordariomycetes; Diaporthales; Cryphonectriaceae
Exons: 2
Coding region: 1-681 (226 amino acids)
Source: RefSeq, a predicted model, not a curated record